UAUUUUUUGUUUGUUUGUACUUUAUCAUAUUCAUGUAUCUUGUGUUCUCAACAGUCCCAUCCCAGAAGUGACGCGUGUACACCUUCCCAAAAUUCCAGAUCUUCUCGGAAACUUCCAUUGCUUAUGUCCUAGGCUUGAAGAUAAUUUAAAUGAAAGAAUCCUUAUUCAUUGUGUACUUGUGUUAUUCGGGCAACUAAUGAGGAAAACGUUUACGCGAAUCAAGUUGUAAACGCAAUUAGCAACUUUUGUAUUUAUUUAUCAAUGUAUAUUAAAUUAGCGGUUUGGGUUAGUCCAUUUCCCAAGGCUAUGGAGCUUUCUUCCUAAAACCUUUCCGGAGUGUAUUUAGGGCAAGAGGAAGUAACGAGUAUACAUACACCCCUGUGUUAUCAAAAUGCCCAGCAAUGAGGUGAAACAAAAGAAGAAAACUACACCGUCAGGUAAACAAAAAGAAGAAACAGAAGAGACGACGAAACUGAAAGAUGAAAAAGUGAAAAAUGGAGUGGACAUAAAGACAGUAACUUGUCUUUUAUCUUUAAUUGUGACUCUUGCACUUACUUGGUUUGUGUUGCAGCAAGCCACAAAAUUUGCAGAUGUGGAAGAAAAGUACAAUGAGUUAUACAAGAAAACUAGGGAUAUCCAGAGUCUGGAAAAUGAAAUCAACCAAGUUUCUAAAAAGUUUGAAAAUACCCAAGCGCUCAUGAUUAAAAUAAGAGACCAUCCUCUACUCGCUCAAGUAGAAAAUCUGGAAGGAGACAUUGAACAACUAAAAAAGUGGUCAUCCAACAUUACAGAGAAGCAAGCUGAGCUGCAGGAAAACCUGACGGCUCUCUCUAGGGCUGUUGGGAAGACAGAGCGAAGCACUGCCUCCAUUGCUAAAGACAUGUCUAUGAAGGUGUCUGCGGUGAAGACUGACGUCCGACGCAUAUCUGGUUUGGAGUCGGAUGUGUUGGCAUUGGCAGAUUCUACACAGGUACUGGAAGAGAAGGUGAAACAAGCAGAAAAAAUGAUGGUUCAGAAGAUUGGUGACCUGCUGGCAGGCAGCAUCAACCGAAUGACUGAGCUGAAGAGUUCCACAAGCAGGAAUGCUAAUAAGAUUGACUUUCUCAAGAAGAAAUAUGCCGAACUGAAGGCUGAAGAUGGCAAACUGACAGACCGACUUUUAAGUCUGGAGAGCGGAAGAGCUAGGCUGGUAAGGACAGUGACAUUUGCUAAUGACUUGAAACCCAAAGUGUUUUCCAUCAGAAAGGACUUUGCCCUGUUGGAGCCCCGGGUGAGUGACCUGACCUUUAGGAUCGGCAGACUGGCUUCUGAUCUCUUACGAAAGGAGCAGGAUAUUGCUUUACUGAAAGAGACCUUUUCCAAUUUAACUGUUGUUAAAACAGAGCUCCACAAUGUAAAACAACAGCUUACGGAGGUGCCAGAAGUUCGUGAUAUUCAUUCUCAGACAAGCCAACCUUCAGAAUAAGCAUUCUGUUGGAUUGUUUGGAUUGACUAGAAUCAACUCAAAAUUAAACAAAAAACACAAAUCCCCCUUUAGACUAUUCCUUUUAAAGUAUGCUUGGAACUUCAAAAUCAGUUUUAAAAUGUUUCUAAGUAAAUACGGUACUCCCAUAUGGCCUCCUAAGCACCUGAGUGUUUGAAAACACACACACACACACACAUAUAUAUAUAUUCCCUUAAAUGUGGGAAGCAAAAACAGAUUUCAUGGAGAAAUUAUGUAGUCUGCAUAGAAAAUCUUUGUUGUUUUAGUUUUACUGUUUUACAACAAUGGCCAUUAAAGUAAUGGCCUUGAUGCCCUGAAAUAAUAAUGUUGUAUGGUACAGGUAGUAAUCUGACUGAUUGUCAAAGUGCCUGCUGUUUAAUUCCUCAUAAUAAUGUCCACAGCUGGCAUACCCCCAAUGUUAAUUGUGUCAAACAGUAAAUAAAAGAUUGCUGUGUAAAUCAA
Molecule: messenger RNA, 1945 nt
Organism: Polyodon spathula (Mississippi paddlefish)
Lineage: Eukaryota; Metazoa; Chordata; Actinopteri; Acipenseriformes; Polyodontidae
Product: inhibitor of nuclear factor kappa-B kinase-interacting protein-like
Exons: 3
Coding region: 392-1465 (357 amino acids)
Source: RefSeq, a predicted model, not a curated record